AACGGCAGUUCGCCUGGUGUGGCGAAAAGGUCAGGCAAUGCCGUGAAGGUGUCAGCCAUGUUGGCGGUGAGGAUUGAGGAAGCGCCGAUGGAAGAAACACGGGAGAAAAACGCAUUCGAUUGUCGCAUGCGCGCAGAGGUUGGUUCUCGAAGCGCGUGUUGGUGCAAAGGCGAUCUACGCGUACGUACGUGCCAGACGAAAUGGUGUGAGUACUGAGCAGCUCUGCCUAUUAGAAUCGUUCUAUAGUUUCUACAUAGAACCCGGGGAACGGUGUGCGGACGGACGGAUUGUCACAUCGGUAACGGUCAUAAAUAUACGACAUCCGUAGCCAUGGCUGCGCUAAAAACAUUGACGAACAAGUUUUUCCAAUUAAUACCUGAGUAGUACCGAGUUUCCUAAUCGAUCCCCACAGUAUUGUCACGUGCCAGGGUGUAUUGGUGAUUACCGAGUGAAAUCCACGGGGGAAUUUACGUACCAAAACUUUGCCUAUAUGUCCUCGUUGGUGGUGUGCAUUCGUUGUGUGACGAAAUUACGUGAUGGUCUCUAAGGUGGAUGUAAAUAUCGGGUGCGAGACUCGGUUUGGUACUUAUCACGGUAAAGAUAUGAGUGAAAAAGGUGACAAGGAUUUUGAGUUCGCUAUACCACCAGAGGCCCCAGUCUUUGAGCCAACAGCGGAGGAAUUUCUCGACCCCCUUGGCUACAUCUCCAAGAUUCGUCCCAUCGCCGAAAAAUCGGGGAUUUGCAAAAUAAAACCACCGCCAAAUUGGCAACCACCUUUCGCCGUUGACGUUGACAAAUUCAAGUUUGUACCAAGAAUUCAGAGGUUAAACGAACUUGAAGCAAAGACCAGAAUAAAGCUGAAUUUUUUAGAUCAAAUAGCCAAAUUUUGGGAGCUGCAAGGAUCGUCGUUGAAAAUUCCACUAGUUGAACGCAAAGCGUUGGACUUAUACUCCUUACACAGAAUUGUCACCGAGGAAGGUGGCAUCGAAACAGUUACUAAAGAAAGAAGAUGGGCAAAGAUUGCAAACCGGAUAGGAUAUCCGUCUGGUCGGAGUGUUGGAAGUAUUUUAAAAAACCACUACGAAAGAAUUUUAUACCCCUUUGACGUUUUCAAGCAAGGAAAAACCUUGACUGACAUCAAAAUUGAGCCAGAGGGUGAUGUGAAUGAAAAAAAGGACAGGGAUUAUAAGCCUCAUGGAAUAAUAUCGAGACAGCAAAUAAAACCCCCGAAUGAAAAAUUUUCACGACGUUCCAAACGAUUUGCUGGUACGGAUGAAAAACCAGAAUUAGUCGCAGACACCGCAUCACCCAUUAAGCAAGAAGAUUGCAAAGACGAGUGUGACUCUGACGGUGAAAAAGAUAAAGAUAACAGCAAGGAGCUUAAAAAAUUGCAGUUUUACGGACCUGGUCCGAAAAUGGCCGGUUUUAAUACCAAAGAUGUAAAGAAACCUAGCAAAACCAGAGGCGUCAAAUUACACUAUGAUUUUGACCCACUUGCCAAAUACAUUUGCCACAACUGUGGCAGAGGCGAUACAGAGGAGAGCAUGUUGUUGUGCGACGGAUGCGACGACAGCUAUCACACCUUCUGCCUUAUGCCUCCGUUAACCGAAAUACCAAAGGGUGAUUGGCGAUGCCCAAAAUGUGUCGCCGAAGAAGUCUCAAAGCCCAUGGAAGCCUUUGGAUUCGAACAAGCUCAGCGCGAAUAUACGCUGCAACAGUUUGGCGAAAUGGCCGAUCAGUUCAAAAGCGAUUACUUCAACAUGCCUGUACACAUGGUACCGACUCCUUUGGUCGAGAAGGAAUUCUGGCGGAUUGUUUCUUCGAUAGAUGAAGAUGUGACCGUCGAGUAUGGGGCUGAUUUGCACACAAUGGAUCACGGCUCCGGUUUCCCGACGAAGACCAGUGUCAAUUUGUUCACGUGCGAUCAGGAGUACGCCGAAUCUUCGUGGAAUUUGAAUAAUUUACCCGUUCUACAGGGCAGCGUGCUGGGGCACAUCAAUGCGGACAUUAGCGGCAUGAAAGUUCCCUGGAUGUACGUCGGCAUGUGCUUCGCCACCUUUUGUUGGCACAACGAAGACCAUUGGAGUUAUUCCAUAAACUAUCUACACUGGGGAGAGCCCAAGACUUGGUACGGAGUUCCUGGAUCUCAGGCGGAAAGAUUUGAACAUUCCAUGAAGUCUGCUGCCCCGGAAUUAUUCCACAGCCAACCGGACCUUCUCCAUCAACUCGUCACUAUUAUGAACCCCAACAUACUGAUGAACGAAGAAAAUCGUCGAUGGCUGUACUGUCCUGGACCUGGUUGCUCGCCGAGAUGCCAGCAUACAAAUAAUCCAACCCCCAUGUACAUAGGAGUUCCAGUGUUCAGAACGGAUCAGCACGCAGGUGAAUUUGUCGUUACUUUUCCAAGAGCCUAUCACGCGGGCUUCAACCAAGGGUACAACUUUGCCGAAGCUGUCAAUUUCGCUCCAGCCGAUUGGCUAAAAAUGGGCCGCGAAUGUAUUUCACAUUACUCGAACUUGAGACGCUUCUGCGUUUUCUCACACGACGAACUUGUCUGCAAAAUGUCUCUGGACCCAGACUCCUUGGACAUCGGUAUAGCCACGGCAACAUAUCACGACAUGCUUCAGAUGGUUGACGAUGAAAAAAAAUUGCGAAAAAAUCUUCUGGAAUGGGGCGUAACAGAAGCGGAGCGCGAAGCUUUUGAGCUUUUACCGGACGAUGAGAGGCAAUGCGAGGCAUGUAAAACUACCUGUUUCUUAAGUGCGGUAACGUGCUCCUGCCACAACUCGCAGCUCGUUUGUUUGAGGCAUUUUACCGACCUCUGCGACUGCCCGCCGGAGAAACAUACUCUCAGAUAUCGUUACACGCUCGAUGAGUUGCCCAUAAUGUUGCAAAAGCUUAAACUGAAGGCCGAGUCGUUCGACUCGUGGGUCACCAAAGUAAAGGAAGCGAUGGACCCGAAAGGAGACAAAAUCGAACUUACCGAACUCAAAGAAUUGCUCAGCGAAGCCGAAGUCAAGAAGUUUCCGGAAAGCGAACUGCUCACCGCUCUUACCACCGCUGUACAAGAUGCCGAAAAAUGCGCCAGCGUCGCUCAGCAGCUAUUGAAUAACAAGCAGCGGACGAGGACUAGGCAAUCUGUGGACACUAAAUAUAAACUGACUGUCGAAGAGUUGACCUUGUUUUACAAAGAAAUAACAAAUCUCUGCUGCGAAUUGAAAGAAUCUGACGGCGUUAAAUACAUAUUAGACCAAGUAGUUCAAUUUCAAAAGGAUGCCGAGGAAUUAGAAAGUAAAGAUGAAGUUGCGGACAUCGAAAAGCUGGAGAAAUGCAUCGACUUCGGCGAUUCUAUUUGCAUCGAAUUACCACAGCUUGUCCGACUAAAACAGAGAUUGGUGCAGUCGCAGUGGCUGGAAGAAGUGAAAUCUAUUCAAGACGAACCGAAAUCAGCCAGUCACGAGGAUCUUGUAAAGCUGGUAGAAAAAGGAAUGACAAUCCCGCCACACGUUAGCAUAGAAAACACCUUAUCAAAGCUCCAGAAUUUAAUGAUAAGUAUAGAGAAGUGGGAAGACAAGGCGAAAGGGUAUCUGCAAAAUAAAAAUCGUCAGACUAUCGUUACGAUAGAAGAUUUCUUGAAAGAAGCCGACGAAAUCGACGCCUAUUUACCAAACCUAGACAAUUUACAAGACAUUUUAACAAAGGCCAAAAACUGGACUAAAAACGUUCAGGACGUUCAAGCCAAGGAGAAUUAUCCUUACUACGACACGCUCGACGAACUUGUUCGCAGGGGUAGAAACAUACCGCUUCACUUGGACGCGCUGCCGAUCCUGGAGUCGACGUUGUCUCAAGCCAAAGUUUGGAAAGAAAGAACAGCCCGAACGUUUCUCAGAAAGAAUUCUCACUACACCUUAAUGGAAGCUCUCUCUCCGAGGAUCGGAGUAGGUGUGCAAGCUAUGAAGACGAAGAGAAACAAGGGAGAGGAGACGGUCGGCGCCGUCUUUGUGUGUGAUACAAAACUGGACGACACUAAUGACUCUGCGAACGUCGUCGCGGCCUUCAAACUCGCCGAGCAACGCGAAAUGGAAGCUAUGAGGAAUCUUAGAGAGAGGAAUUUGACCAAGACUGAGAUGGACGAAUCGAGAUAUUGCGUCUGCCGAAGACCCCGAUUCGGACUGAUGCUACAGUGCGAACUCUGCAAGGAUUGGUUUCACUCAAACUGUGUGCCUUUACCCAAAACCACGUACAAAGGGAAGCUACCGGUGUCAAGGGACACAAAGUUCUUGUGCCCGUGUUGUCUGAGAUCACGCCGACCUCGUCUCGAGACGAUAUUAGCCCUGUUAGUGAGCUUACAAAAAAUUCCUGUACGUUUGCCCGAGGGUGAAGCUCUGCAAUGCCUAACGGAACGAGCGAUGAACUGGCAGGAUCGUGCCAGGCAAGCUUUAGCGACUGACGAAUUGUCUUCUGCGUUGGCCAAACUCUCCGUCUUGUCUCAGAAGUUGGUCGAAGCAGCUGCGAGGGAAAAAACAGAAAAAAUAAUCAGCAGCGAGUUAAAAAAGGCUGCGAACAACCCGGAACUCCAUCAAAGAGUACAAGCCAUCGCCCCGCUUAGUGGUGUACAUUCCGACGACAGUGUACCGAGUACUGCUGACGAUGACGACGACGUUGUUACCAUCGAGGAUGACGAGCCUACUUGUAGUACGUUUAAUAGUAACGAACACGAUUAUUCGUACGUUUCCAAGUUUCAACCCAACAAACUCCAGGGACAGGACGCUGACGCCGCGGUAGUUUUGUCAGAGAGUGCGAGGGGUCGACUCGAGGAGUUGAUGAUGGAAGGCGAUCUGCUCGAAGUAGCCUUGGAUGAAACACAGCACAUAUGGAAGAUACUGAGCCACACGAACAUACCCAGCAGUGUGCAAAAGUAUGCGACCUUCGAGGAAGUUCAAGCGACGUUUAAGCACGACAUGAAAGACGUGAAAAAACGCGGACGUAAACGUAAAUCGGAAGAAUUUGAGCUGCUGAAAAAAUUGGGCCGUCCAAAAGUCGAUGAAAAAAAUAUCCUAAAACGUAAAGGAUUGAACAAGGAAAAGAAAAUUCUCAUGAGUGUCGGACCGAUGAAACGCGGCCCGCGAAAGAUAAAACGUAAGGAGGGCGAGGAAGGGCCCAAAAAACGCGGUGGUAACAGGAAGAAAACGAAACAAGACACUUCCGAUGAAGAAGACGACUGUGCAGCUGUCAGUUGCCUCCGCCCCAGUGGACGCGAGGUCGAUUGGGUCCAGUGCGACGGAGGCUGUGACGGUUGGUUCCACAUGCACUGCGUUGGCUUGGACCGUGCAGAAAUAGCUGAAGAAGAUGAUUACAUCUGUAGUAAUUGCAAAGACAGCGAUAAUGUCAUGCUGUCACGAACAGAUCCCACUGCCGAAUUAUUAGGGUUGGAUGCACUUCUUUCCCUUUCUCAAUCUCAGGGAUACAACAGCGGAGAUACGGAACCCGAGAUACAGGAAGCCUCGCCGUUCGUCGAGACGUAUUGAUCAGCUUCUUCUUCUCACUCUCAAGAUCUCUGUGCUGACGCAGUAGCCGGUUGCCCCAUGUAUUUAUCAGGAUAAACGAGACUACGCCGUUUUAAGCAUUUGCAACGUCCAGCUAUCAACACCGUACUCACACGUGACAAUGAACAUUUUCGUUCUCAUUAAUUGUCCUUAAUUUUGUUACGCUUUGCUUUUUUUUUUCUCCUCCAAAUUUCGAUUUAACUUUGUCUUGUGUAGUCCUUGGGUUUUCAGUCUUCCAACACGGUGUCUUGCCAUUCAAAAUUAGAACGUUUAGAAAAUUUUUCUCCUUUCUUUUUCUCUACGUUCGUUACUGACAGUGAUUGAUAAAAAUAGAGUGAAAUUAACGAUAACGUAUGUGGUCAAGAAUAUCGGGAUGAAAACAGAGCCAA
This is a messenger RNA of Diprion similis, 5935 nucleotides long. RefSeq names its product lysine-specific demethylase lid (gene Kdm5). NCBI's taxonomy places the organism in Eukaryota, Metazoa, Arthropoda, Insecta, Hymenoptera, Diprionidae. The record is from RefSeq and is a predicted model, not a curated record. The transcript has 19 exons. Gene Ontology annotation, cellular component: nucleus. Gene Ontology annotation, biological process: chromatin remodeling. Bases 537 to 5528 code for a protein of 1663 amino acids. Gene Ontology annotation, molecular function: histone demethylase activity; DNA binding.